Molecule: messenger RNA, 1119 nt
Organism: Misgurnus anguillicaudatus (oriental weatherfish)
Lineage: Eukaryota; Metazoa; Chordata; Actinopteri; Cypriniformes; Cobitidae
Source: RefSeq, a predicted model, not a curated record
CUUUAAACUGAAGCAUCGGAUGCAUCUUUAAACUAUGGCUUCAAAACAGUUUUUAACAUCCUUACAACAAUUUCUGGGCAAAUAUCCGUUUUUUGCCUCUGGUCCAGCAAGUAUUUUAUUAUAUGGAUUGGAGGCAGUGAUUGGACAAAAAUUUUCCUGCCCGUGCAGUAAUGAGCUGAAUAUAUCUCGAACAGCGUCCAUCUUCAUCGGACUGUCUCUUCUUACAUUCGCAUUAAUGUUUUUCAUGAUAAGACCACUUCAAAACGUAUGCUGUCGGUGUUCUGCAGGAACAAACAAGGCUAAAGAUGGCAGGAAGAUUUGUCCAAAAGCUCAUUUACAUUGUCUGAUUCCUCCUUUUAUAUUGAUCAUCACUUUGUUACUUGAUGGGGAUUAUCUGGCUUGUAGCUUGACGGAGUGGAAAGGAAAAUAUGUUUUCAAUGAAGAAAUAAACGGCAUGUGGUGUAAACCCACUGAAUGGCCACAGACAAGAAAGGAGAGCAAACUUCGAAAUGAGUAUGUGGAGUUUAUCCACCGAUCUAAGACUUACGGUUAUGCAGUGAUCUCUGUCCUCAGCAUUUUAAUCAUUUCAGUGGGUUAUUGUAACUGCUGCUUCUGUAUAAAAUGUCCAGAUACACAGACGGAUCUGCAUGGACAGAAAGAAGGACAGGAACUCAAAUCACCUGUUCCUCUCCCCAAUCCCAUCUCUACCACUUCAGAAGCGAGUGGACUAAGAGAAGAAAACUCAUGAAACGUCAUAUUACUUGUUUAUGUUCUUUAGUUAUGUUUUUGUGGUAAAAAAAAGUUUCACGGGGAGUGAUCAAAAUACAAUUAUACUAUAUAAUUUUCUAUAUUUAAAAUAAUUAUAUACAAUAAUUUAAAAUCUGAAGUUAGUUUUUAAAGCGACUUGCAUUUGUUCCUGCAUGCACAAAUAUAAAUAAUGAUUAACUGUUCUGCUUCAGUGUAUUCAUUUAUUCAGGGAUGUCCUUGAAAAAGAUUAGACAUUUGUUUACUACAGUGAACACAUAUUUACAAAUUAUACACUAAAAUUGUCAAGCAUUGAUCAAUGUGUCAGCACAAUCAUAGGGGCGAGAAAGAGAAAGUAAACAUAUUAAACAUAUU